This is a messenger RNA of Aspergillus alliaceus, 390 nucleotides long. RefSeq names its product DUF3602 domain-containing protein. The record is from RefSeq and is a predicted model, not a curated record. Bases 1 to 390 code for a protein of 129 amino acids. The transcript is spliced from 3 exons. Lineage: Eukaryota; Fungi; Ascomycota; Eurotiomycetes; Eurotiales; Aspergillaceae.
AUGGGUCGGAACGUAUCUCACGGCCGCGGAGGUGCAGGAAACAUCUUCUCCUCUGCUGAAAGCCAUACCACACCGAAGGAUCUCGUCACACCCACGAUCAAGCAAGACGUCUAUACCACCGGUCGCGGCGGCUCAGGAAACAUGGUCGUAAACGAUCCUCAGCGUCCGGAGAUUGCACGCGAGAGUCAGGACGUAGAGGCACCGCCACUGCGCGUCGAGGAAGCUCCUCACCACACUGGACGAGGUGGCGCUGCAAAUGCGUAUAUCCCAUCGCCCGAAGAAGAGAAGAGAGUUCGUGAGCAAGAGGAACAGUUGCGCCGAGUUCGGACUGCAUCUAGAGACCGAUUGAGGGAUGCUGAGCGUGCGGCCGAAAAGCGCAGCGAGUCAUAG